AUGCCAUCUGUUCUCAUUGUUGGCUGUGGGGUUUUUGGUCUAUCUACCGCGCGUGAUCUUUCUAGGAGAGGUUAUUCAGUUGUGGCCCUUGACGCGUACGAGCCACCGUCUCCGUGGUCUGCUGCCAAUGACUUCAACAAGAUUAUCCGUGCGGAAUACACUGAUUUGAUAUAUUCCAAGAUGGCUGUCGAAGCCAUACACCAAUGGCGCGACGAUCCGGAUCUUAAGGGACUCUACAAUGAGUGUGGAAGGAUCAUGGUGACGCCAAUGGACCAUGUGGGCCGCCAGGAGUUUGAGAAGAAAGGUAUUUCCAACCUGCGCAAGCUGAACGAAGGACUGAAAAUCAAGUAUCUCAAAGGAAACGACGCGCUGGCCGAAAUUUGUCCCGAGCUUGGCCAUAACUCUUUGGGCCCCGAACAAGAGUUCAAGUUCAAUCCUGAGUCAGGACUGGGCCACGCUGGUAACUCCUUGAAAACAAUGUACCUAAAGUGCAAACAGCUGGGAGUCAAAUUUGUGUUUGGGGACGCUGGCAGAUUCACUGGACUGGAAAAGAAAAAUGGAAAGGUGUAUGCCAGAGCUGCAAAUGGUCAGUUAUACACUGCUGACCAGCUGCUGAUCUGUUGUGGAGCGAACACCGGAAAAUGUAUGGAUCUGAAGCAACAGCAAUCUGCUACCGCAUUGUAUGUGGCCCAUAUCAAGCUGACUCCUGAGGAGUACAGCAAGUACAAGGACAUACCUAUUCUGUUUGACUCUGAUAUGGGUUACUUCUUCCCUCCAGACCCUGCUACCAGGGUUAUCAAGAUCGCUCUUCCCGGGAUCGGAGCUUCCAACUUGGUGGCAGAUCCUCAUGGAAGUGACAAGGAGAUCUCUUUGCCAAGAUACCAUAAUGCCAAUCCAUCCGACACAAUGCCUAAGUACGGUUACGAUCAAGUAGUUAAACUACUUGCAAAAUACUGUCCCGAUCUGGCUUAUCACAUGCCGUUCAACGCCAAGACCUGCUGGAUUGGAGACACCGCCGACUCGCACUUUAUUAUUGACCAGGUUCCCGGAUACGAAAACACUUUUGUUGCAACUGGAGAUUCUGGUCACGGGUACAAGUUUCUUCCAAACAUUGGCAAGUACAUUGUUGCCAGACUGGAAAACACUUUGGAUCCGGAAUUGAAGAAUGCCUGGAAAUGGAGAGCUGGAGCCAUAUUUGACCCGUUUUCCAUUGACUGGCGUGUUGCCAAAGACUUCCCUGACCUUAAGGAUGUCGAUUGGUGGAUAGAGCAAAAACCUAAGUUAUAG
Ogataea philodendri is the source of this 1287-nucleotide messenger RNA. RefSeq lists its product as uncharacterized. The transcript has a single exon. The record is from RefSeq and is a predicted model, not a curated record. Gene Ontology annotation, molecular function: saccharopine oxidase activity; flavin adenine dinucleotide binding; sarcosine oxidase activity. The coding region runs from base 1 to 1287 and encodes 428 amino acids. Lineage: Eukaryota; Fungi; Ascomycota; Pichiomycetes; Pichiales; Pichiaceae.